CGGCCGCGAGCGGGCAGUACCGGGUGCCCGGCGCCCGGGAUCGCGCGGAUGGCAGCGCUCGCGGCGCUGACCAAGAAGGUGUGGAGCGCGCGGCGCCUGCUGGUGUUGCUGCUGGCGCCGCUGGCUCUGCUGCCGGUGGUCUUCGCCCUGCCGCCCAAGGAAGGCCGCUGCCUGUUCAUCAUCCUGCUCAUGGCAGUGUACUGGUGCACAGAGGCCCUGCCCCUGUCGGUGACAGCGCUGCUGCCCAUCAUCCUCUUCCCCUUCGCGGGCAUCCUGCCCUCCCACAAAGUCUGUCCCCAGUACUUCCUCGACACCAACUUCCUCUUCCUCAGUGGUCUGAUCAUGGCCUGUGCCAUCGAGGAGUGGAACCUGCACCGCCGGAUCGCCCUCAAGGUCCUGAUGCUCGUUGGGGUCCAGCCAGCCAGGCUUAUCCUGGGCAUGAUGGUGACCACCUCAUUCAUGUCCAUGUGGCUGAGCAACACUGCUUCCACUGCCAUGAUGCUGCCCAUUGCCAGUGCCAUUCUGAAGAGCCUUUGUGGUCAGAAGGAGCCUCGGAAGGACCUUACCAGGGAGAGUGAAGAGAACAGAGGUGCCAUGCGGGGGAACGGGCUGCACACCACGCCCACAGAGACUCAGUUUCUGGCCAGCUCCCACCCGGAGGGCAGAGGCCAAUCUGAGGAGGUGGAGGUGCCACUGGACCUGCUUGCUGACUCCAAGAAGGAGGAGGAGUAUCACAGGAACAUCUGGAAGGGCUUCCUCAUUUCCAUCCCCUACUCGGCCAGCAUUGGGGGCACUGCCACCCUCACAGGCACGGCCCCCAACCUCAUCCUGCUGGGCCAGCUCAAGAGUUUCUUUCCGCAGUGCGACGUGGUGAACUUCGGCUCCUGGUUCAUCUUUGCCUUCCCCCUCAUGCUGCUGUUCCUGUUGGUGGGCUGGCUGUGGAUCUCCUUCCUCUUCGGGGGGCUGAGCUUCAGGGUCUGGAGAAAGAAGAAGUCAGAGAUAACACUGGAUGCAGAAGACAAGGCUCUAGUUGUGAUUCGGGAAGAAUUCCAGAACUUGGGCCCCAUCAGUUUUGCCGAGCGGACUGUUUUCAUCCUGUUCUGCACGUUUGCCAUCCUCCUCUUCUCUCGGGACCCGAAGUUCAUCCCUGGCUGGGCCAGCCUCUUCAAACCCGGGUUUGUUUCUGAUGCUGUCACAGGCAUGACCAUUGUCACCAUCUUGUUCUUCUUCCCGUCCCAAAGGCCUUCUUUCAAGUGGUGGCUUGACUUCAAAGCUCCCAAUGUGGAGACCAAGCCCCUGCUGACCUGGCAGAAGGUUCAGGACUCGGUGCCCUGGAACAUCAUCCUUCUCUUGGGAGGGGGCUUUGCCAUGGCCAAAGGCUGUGAGGAAUCAGGGCUCUCGGUGUGGAUCGGGGGGCAGCUGCACCCGCUGGAGAAUGUGCCCCCCAUCCUGGCAGUGCUGCUCAUCACCAUCGUCAUCGCCUUCUUCACGGAGUUUGCCAGCAACACGGCCACCAUCAUCAUCUUCCUGCCGGUCCUCGCGGAGCUGGCCAUUCGCCUGAGGGUGCACCCGCUGUAUCUGAUGAUCCCAGGCACAGUCGGCUGCUCCUACGCCUUCAUGCUGCCAGUCUCCACGCCCCCCAAUUCCAUCGCCUUUGCUUCUGGGGACUUGCUCGUCAAAGACAUGGUACGGACUGGCUUCCUGAUGAACGUGUUGGGCGUCCUGCUGCUCAGCGUGGCCAUGAAUACCUGGGCGCAGAGCAUCUUCCAGCUGGGCACCUUCCCAGACUGGGCCAACGUCCACGCGGGCAAUGUCACAGCACCACCGCCCCCCUUGACGAACAACACGCUUCACAACCUCUGAUGCACGAAAGGCCAGGAGGACUCCCUUUGGGCUGGGCAGGUAUCCAGCAGCGCCAUACUUGCUGCUAGGACCCUGAGGAUGAUCAAACUGUUCCUUUCUGUGAUCCAGUACGCAGCAAGCGUGGAAACCUCCAGUGUCCACUUAGGCCAGCAGGCUCUUGGCUAGGACACCUUCUCUUUCUCUCUCAUGCUGUUCAAGGCCAGUUCUCUCCCAGAUCUGCUGCCUCAUCAAGCUCCCAUGACCUGUCCUGUGCUUAGGGUGCCAGAGUCCAGUUUAGCUGCAUAGCAAGCCUGGGAUGGUGCUUGACUCGUACACCCGGGAUGGAAGCUGUGUCCACCCCCAUGGGCACAGCUAACUUUCUUCCCCAUGGACUACUUUAAGGCUCUCUGGAGAGACCAUCUGGGCUCUCAGGACCGCUUUGCCUACAGAGACUUUGGGGCCGGAAAGUUCCAGGCCAGAUGUUGAAGCUGAUCCCGACUUGGGUGGGCUCUGCUUGGCUGCUGCCCGCUCUGCACCAGCUGUUUGGCUGUUACCCCUGCGGAUACCCAGCAGCCAGGGAUUGCUCCCAGCUCCUGGAGACAGAGGGAGGGACAGAUGGCUUCCUGAGGAUAUGGGGACUGCAAAGCCGCCACACCGAUCUCCCAAGCACGCUGGGGGAGUUUGAGACUCCCCUGCUGACAUCGCUGCCCAGAGCCCCAGCCGUUCCCUCUUCGAUCUCACUCAGCUCAGCCAUUAGUCUGAGGUCAGGCCAAUUCUGGCCCCGAUCCUUUCACAGGUGACCCAGGCCCUCCCACCAGGCCCCUCCUGCAUUGGCCCUUGGGGCCGUCUGUGGCGGAGUCACCUCUAGUUUUCUUGUCCCAGCUGCUGGUCCCCAUCUUGCCCCAAUAGUAAGCGUGUUUAAUUCCCAAAGGUCACAUUUUCAGGGGUGAAAGAAAAGUCAAAGGAUAACUUGGGCCUUGUAGAAGUCCACAGUAAAACGUCUCAAGCAGACAGCAUAUUGCAGUCCCCUUCCAGGGACGGGGAAACUGAGACAGUCCCGCCACCCCGUGGCUGAAGCAGGGAAGGUCCCAGGGGACUCCAGCACUCCUAGUUUCCCAGAGGCAGCCCGAAGCCCCGCGCCUGCGCAGUGUGGGGCUCUGGUGCGCGGGAAGCUUCUGGUUGAGAGCCCCGCAGCCCAGUGACAGAAAAGACCAGUGAGGUCCCAUUUCCCCAACCUGCACCCUAGAGACGUAGGCUCCCUGAGGAGCACCCAGCUCACACCCAGCACCAGUAAGUCAGGGAGCUUCGGAGACCCCUGAGCUGGAGGCCAAGCCCACCUCCUUCCCCGGAGAGCAACCAGUACUUAAUCAGUCAGCCCACCUGGGUUGGGGGGAGUGGCUCUCCUGUGGAACAGGGACAGGGACAGGGAGGGAGUGGCUCACGUGAAAAGAAACUCCAGGACUUGUGAGCAGAGGGUUCAUGAUUCAAAUACUCUGAUCAAAAAUGCUAUGAAAUAAAGAAUGUCAAUCAACACUGGAA
Messenger RNA from Heterocephalus glaber (naked mole-rat), 3381 nucleotides. It is a transcript of the gene Slc13a3, whose product is annotated as solute carrier family 13 member 3. The record is from RefSeq and is a predicted model, not a curated record. Lineage: Eukaryota; Metazoa; Chordata; Mammalia; Rodentia; Bathyergidae. Gene Ontology annotation, biological process: citrate transport; succinate transmembrane transport. Gene Ontology annotation, molecular function: citrate transmembrane transporter activity; sodium:dicarboxylate symporter activity; succinate transmembrane transporter activity. Gene Ontology annotation, cellular component: plasma membrane.